UUGUUUAAUAUUAAACCAAACAGAUGAUUGUCGUAUUACUUUUUCUUUUCUCCCUGCUGCAGGUCUGUACUUCAUUUGUUGGCAGUAAAGAUGUGGUUUGAUGAUAUGGUUACUACCAUUCAUCCUCUGAUCUAUAGUGGUAUCCCUCUAGCUUAUCCUAUCUAUUCAGCGGCGCAUAACAUCCAGAACCAUCGUUCACAUUGGGCCAAACCCGAGGAGCAAAAGAGGAUUCUGGUACUUGUUGCCAUCCCUGCAGUUAUUGGUAUCGUCUCAUGGGCUGAAUUGCAUGUAAAUGAAGACAGAAAGACCAUAUUUCUGCUCUUGGACUCCAUCAAAGAAUGCUCUGCUGGUUUGAGUAUCCCCAUGUUCAUGGGUUUGUUGCAGGCAUAUAUGAAUCUCAACACAUCAAAACUCUCGCCAGAUGCCUUUCGUCAAAAAAUAAGAGGAAGACUUGUUUAUAAUGUUUUUCCGGUGACUCUCGUUCAACCUCGCUGUGUUACUCUGAACCAGCACAACCUCGAGCUCAUGAACUUGUUGACAUGGCAAUAUGUGGCCGUUCGCCUUGUGUGCACCAUUUUCAUGAUCGCUUUUCAGCGCUGUGAUAUGUAUCCUCUAUGGCUUAGCUGGAUGUUCUUCUUUAUCUUGAAUGUAUCGGCUUCCGUGGCAUAUUACACUGCUUGUGCUUUCUACCUAGCAUUUGUCGAAGAUUUCCCACGUCUGUCUUAUGGCAAGUUCCUUCAUAUCAGAGGGAUCUUCUUUUUCUGCUUUUGGCAGGGCGGUGUAUUCAAGAUUCUUGUUGCAAUGGGCUUAAUGAAAAGAAACCAUUUUUGGCGGCAAGAGCUACAUAACACCUUAUUGGUUUUGGAGACGACGCCACUGUCAUUCACCCAUUGGGUUGCAUACUCUGCUGGAGUAUAUAUUGUUUUUCGUCUUCCUCUCAAGUCGUCUGUUCCGUCUCUCAUGUCUAAAGCAAACUAAAUUUGUUGUACCUGUAUACGAAUCUGAAUUACUACACACAAGUGUUAGUUUAUGUACAUUAGGAUGCCUCACAAUCACCAUCUUUGGUAUG
This is a messenger RNA of Erigeron canadensis, 1069 nucleotides long. Its product is annotated as transmembrane protein 184A-like. Gene Ontology annotation, biological process: transport. The record is from RefSeq and is a predicted model, not a curated record. NCBI's taxonomy places the organism in Eukaryota, Viridiplantae, Streptophyta, Magnoliopsida, Asterales, Asteraceae. The transcript has 4 exons. Gene Ontology annotation, molecular function: transporter activity. Bases 91 to 978 code for a protein of 295 amino acids.